ACUUGAACUGCAAUAGAAGCACAGUAAGAAAGAAGCGACCUGCUGCACUGUUUGGGAACCGCAUAGUAUGGAGAGUUAGUGGUUGUGCAAUUGUGUUUUAAUGGUCUUUGUGUUCAAAGUGCUACGUUGAGUGGUCGGUGUCCGUGUUUAAGGCUGAAGUCUCGUCCCGUGGUGCCCUCUUCAGUCCUUCUCCUCCGGACCUGAGUACCUCGGUCCUCCUCUGCCCUCCUUCCUCUCUGUGUCUCUGGAGGUCUGAAGAUGUCUGAAGCCCCGCUGUCAGAGCUCCACAACCAGGAGAACAUGGUCUCCCGGCUCCGAGGAGCCGCCAAGAGCCGGGCUCCGGCCCCGGAGAAUCGGGAGAACCUCCCGCCCAAGACCCGGGCCGCGGCCCCGGAGAACCAGGAGAACCUCCCGCCCAGGACGGUGCUCGGCGGCCUGCAGCAGAACGCUCCCAGCCGGGCUCAGAACCAGCGCGCCACCGGCAAACAGGGAGGCUCAUCCCAGCCGACCUGUAAGAAUGAGGACUUCAGUAAGAGCUGCGCGGAGAAGACCUCCAAGCAGCCCGUCUUCCAGAUCCACGUUGACGAGCCUGACUGCGCCGUCUCCAGGAGACCCGCCGCCCCAAGAGUGAAGCCCGCCGAGGGGUCCUUGCUGCACCCGGCCAUGACCCGCCUCCGGCAACCCCUCGCCCCCCUGGACCUCCCCUCCGCCAUGGACGUCAGCUUUGGCGACUCCCCCAUGGACAUGUCUCUGAUAGAUGGAGAGGAACGGGCCCAGGACCCCAGCGAGGUCCCUGAGUAUGCCAAGGAAAUCCACACCUACCUGAGGGAGGUGGAGGUGAAGAUGCGUCCCAAGGCGGGCUACAUGAAGAAGCAGCCCGACAUCACGGGCAGCAUGCGGGCCAUCCUGGUGGACUGGCUGGUGGAGGUGGGCGAGGAGUACAAGCUGCAGAACGAGACGCUGUACCUGGCCGUCAACUACAUCGACCGCUUCCUGUCCUCCAUGUCGGUGCUCAGGGGGAAGCUUCAGCUGGUCGGCACGGCUGCCAUGCUGCUGGCCUCUAAGUUUGAGGAGAUCUACCCCCCCGAGGUGGCGGAGUUUGUGUACAUCACGGACGACACCUACACCAAGAAGCAGGUCCUGAGGAUGGAGCACCUGGUGCUGAAGGUCCUCUCCUUCGACCUUGCCGCGCCCACCAUCAACCAGUUCCUGUCGCAGUACUUCCUGCACCACGCCCUCAACAAGAGGGUGGAGAGCCUGGCCAUGUACCUGUCGGAGCUGAGCCUGGUGGACUCUGAGCCGUUCCUCAAGUACCUCCCGUCACACACGGCCGCCGCCGCCCUCCUCCUCGCCCACCACACCAUCACAGGAGAGUCCUGGCCCGCGGCCCUAUGGGAGGUGUCGGGCUACUCUGUGGAGGACCUGACCCCGUGUCUCCAGGACCUCCACCAGAUGUUCCUCGCCGCCUCGCAGCACGCCCAGCAGUCGGUCCCCGACAAGUACAAGAGUGCCAAGUACCACGAGGUGUCUCUCAUCACCCCCCCGGCCACGCUGAACAUCUGACCCCCGCCCCCCACGUCUCUUCACCAGCACAUCGUAGACCAGCCACCUCGCCCACUUUUAGGGCGGCCGGCGGUUUAGGAAUUUUAACUCUAUUUUUCUACUGUCCUGUGGGGACUGGUUUUAACCGCUUCAGCGAGGUCAUCGCCUCGUUAAUCACGGUCCGUCUGCGGGCCGCGCCUGCGUGCUCUUCAUGCGAUGUACAAAAAAAAAAAUGCAUUUCUCUGCAGUCUUUCUAUUUUUUUUUAAAAUGUUUUUGUACCCGUCUCCACGGUGACGCCAGUUCUCCUCAGAGCCACAACAUGGCUUUACCAAGUGUUUGAUGUUCUGUACAUAUUUUAUACACACUGCCAGUCCGGUUGAAUGCAGUCCCACGUUGCCUCAGGGAUGCACCGCAAGUCUUCCAGCCCGCCCUCGGGGUCUGCUCUGUUGUCUCGGUCGUCUGUCACUCCACCUGCUCAGUUGUAAAUAAAUCCUACUGUAGA
Messenger RNA from Gadus chalcogrammus (walleye pollock), 2045 nucleotides. It is a transcript of the gene ccna2, whose product is annotated as cyclin A2. The record is from RefSeq and is a predicted model, not a curated record. The transcript is spliced from 9 exons. Lineage: Eukaryota; Metazoa; Chordata; Actinopteri; Gadiformes; Gadidae. Gene Ontology annotation, cellular component: nucleus; cyclin A2-CDK2 complex; cytoplasm. Gene Ontology annotation, biological process: mitotic cell cycle phase transition; regulation of cyclin-dependent protein serine/threonine kinase activity. Gene Ontology annotation, molecular function: cyclin-dependent protein serine/threonine kinase regulator activity. Bases 259 to 1563 code for a protein of 434 amino acids.